Microthlaspi erraticum is the source of this 1407-nucleotide messenger RNA. The record is from the annotation of a GenBank genome assembly. Lineage: Eukaryota; Viridiplantae; Streptophyta; Magnoliopsida; Brassicales; Brassicaceae.
AUGUUCCAUGGAUUGCCAAGUGAAGACCCCAUUGACCACCUUGAUGAGUUUGAUAGGCUUUGUGAUUUGACAAAGAUCAAUGGUGUCUCUGAAGAUGCCAUCAAGCUGAGACUCUUUCCUAUGUCUCUAGCUGACAAAGCUCACCAAUGGGAGAAGAGCUUGCCCCAUGGCACAAUCACCACUUGGGAUGAAUGCAAGAAGGCCUUUCUUGCUAAGUUUUUCUCCACCGGUCGCACAGCCAAGCUUAGAGGAGAGAUAUCCAGCUUCAUCCAGCGAAACAAUGAGACAUUCGCAGAGGCUUGGGAGAGGUUCAAAGGGUACACAAGUCAGUGCCCACACCAUGGAUUCAACAAUGAAUCACUACUCUCCACUCUUUAUAGAGGAUGCUUGCCUAGGUAUAGGGAGAUGCUAGACACAGCUAGCAAUGGGAACUUCCUCAACCAGGAUGUAGAUGAUGGCUGGCAACUUGUGGAGAACAUAGCUAACUCAAAUGGAAGCUAUGGAGAAGAGUAUGAUCGCACCAAUCGGAGCUCGACCCACCACUCGAUCGAGUCAGACGAAAAGUUGAGAAAAGAUGUUAAGGCAUUGAAUGAGAAGUUGGAUAAGCUGAUCCUAGCUCAGUCCACAAUGAAGAAAGUCAACUUUGUGUCUGCUGAGGAGAUGGAACCAGUCCAAGAAGGGGAGGAUACACAAUUUGCUGAGGUGUGCUACAUGAGCAAUGGGCAAGGAGGUUACAACAAAGGAUACUAUAAUUACAAGUCCAACCCUGCCAUGUCAUACCGCAACACUGAUGUUGCUAACCCUCAGGACCAAGUAUAUCCUCAACAACAAGCAGCUCGAUCGAGUCAGGUGCCACAACAUGGGUAUGGUCAAAAGAACAAUUACCAAGGACCACAAGGCACUUUCCCUGGACAACAAAUGAAUAUCCCACCAGGCUUCCCCCACCAACCGCCCCAGCCUGCACCUUCACAAGAGAAUGAGCUCAAGGCAAUGCUAAAGCAACUACUUCAAGGGCAAGCUGAUGGGGUAGUGGACACAAGCAAGAAGCUAGCUGAAAUAAACUCUAAGAUCGAGAACCUCAACACAAGGGUUUACUCUCUGGAGAAUCAUGCUUCUUCUGUUGCUGCUGCUACAAAGCAAGGACAACUACCUGGUAAAGCUAUUCAGAACCCCAAGGAACAGUGCAAGGUCAUCUUCACUCAAGAAGGACUUGUUGAAGAAGAGGAUCAAGAAAGGGUCAUUGAAGAUUUUUGUUUACUGCUGAAUGAUGAAGAGAUUGUUGCUGCUGAGGCUCCUGGAGUCCAGAUUGAUCAACCAGAAGUGCAGGCACCUACUGUGGCCAUUCACACUUCACCAGUUGAGCUCGCACACAAGCUCGAUCGGCAGCUCGAUCGAGUCCAACUCUAG